AUGAGGAAGUGGAGCGUUGCUAUAUACAUUUUGUCAUUUGUUGUGACCCACUUUUUGGGUAACGUGAUGGUCCAUGCGGAUCCUGAUCAUCAGACAAAUAUUGAGAACAAUGUCGCCUGGAUAUUUGAUACUGCGAAGAUGAAAGUGAAGGUGACCCCUAAAACGGCAGCUGAGAAAUUGGAGGAAGAAUCGUACCUGAAGCAUCUUAAUGACGCCAAAAAUUUGGCUAUAAUGGUGGAGUCAGCUGUAAAGAUUACUAACCCUCUAUUGUUGCAAUAUGAUCUGUUUGAACUAAAUGCAGUUAAGGUGGCGCAACUGGAAACAUCCACGUAUCGUGAACCAAUGGCACAUGAACUACUUAAGGAGUUUAACGCAAACCAUAGCAAUGCCGAGAGUAUUGUUGGAGCCUUAAGGUGUGCACCUGAAACUAAGGAAGUUGCACUUUCAACAGGUGAUGUCCAAAUCGUUUUUGAUGACUUCAAUACGUAUGCCACGAAUAUAUCAGAGGUUAUACCACAGGAUAUGAUUAAAUUUUUUGAUAGCCUGAAGCAAGGUGGAGAGCGACUGAUGAAGGCGAAGUUACUGAAGUUGUUGUCUGUAGAUGAGUUGACUGAAGGAAGAAGCGAUAGGCUCAUCCAGGCGUUGUCCAAUGUUUACAAAGAGGUACCUAAAGACGGAGGUGAGAAAGUUAAGAAAGAUGAAGUUUUGGCUGAAGCUAUGGCCGAACCAAAUUUCAUCAAACAAUAUAAGGAGUGGAUAAACAAGGAAAGGGCUGAGAUAUAUAAUCUGGCUGUAUACCUCACAAGUGAAGAUGCAGAAAAGAAACGGAAGGAGGCUAAGCAGACGGAUAGUGUGUUAUAUGGCCAAAUGAUUGAUAUGUAUACCAAGUGGUUCAAGCUUUACAGAACAAUUGUUGACCAGACUGGAUUAUUCCAAUACCGUACACUAUUCAAAAACGCUACUGCCGAAAUUAUGUCACAACCUGAUUGUUCCGAGGUUGUAACCUUGGCUGCGGUGAAGGGGCUUGAAUUAAUUGAGAAAAGCCUGAAUUAUCGUACGUUGAAUUACGACCAAAGGAUGGAAUUUGAAAGUCAGGUGAACUACUUGAUUGAAGAUAUCGUUGAAGUGUAUCAAACUGAACCUUUAAAACCAAGUGAAGUGAGUGGUGAGGUAUUGGAGGAUCAUUUCGACAUGAGAUCGGAACCCAAGGUAAAGGAGCUUGAAUUGUUGUGUGUUCUUGGACACUUAGAGAAAGAGUGUGAAUCUGUUGCGGAAGGGAUAGCUGCAAUGAAAAAUCACAUGUCAUUGUCGAGCGGAUUGCCAGCAUCCAAUACUGCGGAUUAUGAAUUAUACACGAUGGAUUCUGAAUGGAGACAAGCGAUUAUUGAUACACUUGAGAAAAUGGUAAAUUAUGUGUACGGUGACAUGCGUUCUAUCAAGGAGGUGAUAGGAAUGCGGCAAUCUGAAGGUACUACUAGAUAUGGCAAACCCAGUGAUAUGGACAAGUGUUAUCAAGGCAUAUCGCAUAUGCAAGCGUCAAGAAAAAUAAUAGUAUAUUUCUACGAAAUGUUUUGCCAACAUUAUGCGUGUUCCGGUUUAAUUGGGGAUUCCGCUCUACCUUCAAUUCUUAUCGAUGAAAUCGAUAUGAUUGUUACAGAGUCGUCAGAAGCGUUGGUAAACACUGUGGCUAGAUACAUCGAAUUCCGUAAAUUAGCUGGAAAAUAUGAAGAGGACGCGUCUCAUGUGCUAAAAAACCCUUCGAAUAAAGUGGGCAACAUAUCCAAGAAGGUUCUACAUGAAAUGUACCUACUCCGAAAGGAUGUCCGUAAUAUUCUAGAGCGGUUUGAAAGUCUAGAUCAGUGUGAAACAGAAAUUGAAAAGCUAGAGAAGGUUCUAUAUGACUCAUCUCAGGUGUCAGACAGGAGCAAAUAUGCCGAGAUACUUUUGGCGUAUUCCAAUGCGAAGAACGCUAUCCACAGUGCCCUUUUAUUAGCUGCGUCGAUCGAAAGCAUCGAGUUCAUAGGGUUGAGAUUUGCGCAUGUUGUGAGCAAAAUAACUUCAAUUAUGCUUGCUAGUAGUGAAGAGCAGAAGAGAGCAUCGGUGCAAGAUUCGUCGAAAGAUGAGGAAGAACAAUACGACUCGGCUUUAAGUCACAUUAGUGAGUUUGACCACGAAGAGGAAGACUACAGUAUGUUAAGUGAUUCCGCAGAAGCCCAGCAAGCUGGUUGCAAUUUUAAGGAUGACGCGGAAAGCAGCAAGGCUUGGUACCUCAACAAAGGUGCAGAAUUGCUAAGUAAAGGAUAUGAGGGAGUGGUAGGCCCAUUGGAACGCACUACAGCACACAUCACAGAUAUGUUGCCGAGCAAGGAUUGGUGCCUUAGCAAAAGUGCAGAAUUGCUGAAAGCGGGUUAUAAAGGUCUAUUGGGUCCUUGGGACCUUAGUGUAGGUAAUGAGAGUUCGGGUGAGAGCGGUUACAGCACGCCGUCGACCUUGAGCGGUGAUGGUCCACCCGAGGAAGUGCAUGAAGUGGUGGUAGUGGAGGAGAAAGGUUCGGUGCCAGAGGCCAUCGCUGAAGAGCCCGUCGUGCCGGAAAAGGAGCCUGAAGUUCGAGAGCCAACUGACACUAAUCUACGUUCCGAGAGUGUAGGUAAAGGUGAGGAAGUCACGGUUGUUACCAAGACAGUCGAUGUGAAAGAGGAUGUCGAUGGUGUGGACAUUGAACCACCUGUCGUGGUAUCAUCGGGUGUUGCCUCGGCAGAGGUGGUGUCUGGUCACAUGGCUAUUGGCAUAAACGUGGCAUGGGCCACGUGGCUGAUGUUGAUUAUGGCAUAG
Babesia sp. Xinjiang is the source of this 2832-nucleotide messenger RNA. RefSeq lists its product as uncharacterized. The record is from RefSeq and is a predicted model, not a curated record. The transcript has a single exon. The coding region runs from base 1 to 2832 and encodes 943 amino acids. Lineage: Eukaryota; Apicomplexa; Aconoidasida; Piroplasmida; Babesiidae.